Cynara cardunculus var. scolymus (artichoke) is the source of this 1198-nucleotide messenger RNA. Its product is annotated as peroxidase 72. The record is from RefSeq and is a predicted model, not a curated record. NCBI's taxonomy places the organism in Eukaryota, Viridiplantae, Streptophyta, Magnoliopsida, Asterales, Asteraceae. The transcript has 4 exons. Bases 66 to 1040 code for a protein of 324 amino acids. Gene Ontology annotation, biological process: response to oxidative stress; hydrogen peroxide catabolic process. Gene Ontology annotation, molecular function: peroxidase activity; heme binding.
AAUCAAAGCAUACAAGACCUUCUUUGACCAUAGGGUGUUCAGUUGAGAUAGCCCAUCACAACACAAUGGCUGAGUCACUCACUAUGCUCAUGGUUCUCAUCUCCAUCUUGGCUCUAGCCAAUGGCUCUUACCUUUAUCCCCAGUUCUACGAUCGGUCCUGCCCACAGGCUAAACAAAUUGUUCAAUCAGUAGUUGCAAACGCUGUAGCAAAAGAGAGUCGUAUGGCUGCUUCUUUGCUCCGCCUCCAUUUCCAUGAUUGCUUCGUCAAGGGAUGUGAUGCAUCAGUACUUCUCGACAGUGGUGGAAGCAUAAUUAGCGAGAAAGGGUCGGUUCCUAACCGCAACUCGGCUCGUGGGUUUGAAGUCGUGGACCAAAUCAAAGCCGCAUUGGAGAAGGCGUGCCCUCAUACUGUCUCAUGUGCCGAUAUAUUGGCUCUGGCAGCUAGAGACUCCACCGUUCUGGCUGGUGGACCAAAUUGGGAAGUCCCAUUGGGCAGAAGGGACUCGUUGGGUGCAAGCUUGAGUGGUUCGAACCAAAACAUUCCAGCUCCAAACAACACUUUUCUGACUAUUCUCACCAAAUUUAAACUCAAGAGUCUCGACAUUGUUGAUUUGGUAGCACUUUCUGGAAGUCACACCAUCGGGAACGCUAGGUGCACCAAUUUCCGUCAACGGCUAUACAACAACUCCGGCAAUGGGCAGCCGGACUUGUCGCUGGACCAAUCAUAUGCUGCAAAGCUCCGGUCAAAGUGCCCGAGAUCCGGCGGCGAUCAAAACCUGUUUUUCUUGGAUCCCGUGUCACCAAGAAAGUUUGAUAACAGUUACUACAAAAACUUAAUCGUUUCCAAGGGGCUUCUAAGCUCCGAUGAAAUGUUGUUCACUAAAAACCAACAAACAAUGCAGUUUGUGAAGCAGUAUGCUGCAAAUCAAGAGCUUUUCUUCCAGCAAUUUGCAAAGUCAAUGAUCAAGAUGGGAAAUAUUAAUCCGUUGACCGGGAAAAGUGGUCAAAUCAGAAAGAUUUGCAGGAAAGUCAAUGGUUGAAGAGGAGUAUGAUGAUCAAGUUUAAGAAUUUAUUGUGUUUUGAUGUUAUAUCAUAUUUUUCUAGUUGAUUAUAUAUAUGUAUAAUUUUCUGUAAUAAUCUGAUAUUGUUGGGUUCUUAUUAUGUCUUGAAAGCUGUAACCUGCCAUGGAACUUUUGGU